UUUGAAGAAACCUCAUUUUUACAAAUUUAUGGGCCUAGGAGAUGGACUGAUACCUUCAGACCCUGAAAUUUGGAAGGUGCGAAGAAAGUUGAUUGAACCUUUCUUCUCGACUAAAAAGAUGAAAGAUCAUGCUGAGAACAUGUAUCAAGAAAUGGAAUCAUUUGGUCAACGAUUGCAUGAUGAAGUUGGUAAGCCCAUUGACUUGGUUCAUCAAAUACAUACAAGUACAUUGAACAUCAUUUUAAAGUCUGCUACAAGCAUUCCUUUAGAUGAUUCAAUGGAAGAUAAAAAGAAAUUUACCAAAUUAGUGGAUAAAAUCGAACCCAACCUUUGUCGAAGAGGAACAAAUCCUUUUUACUAUUUUGAUUGGCUUUUCAAGUUUUUCGAGUUUGGCCGAGCUUAUAAUAAAACCAAUGAUAUGAUCGCAGAGUUUAUAAACCAUAUAUUGGCUCAAAGAAUGGAAAUAUUCGAGAAUGCCCUCAAUGAACCAGAGAAUCAGGAUUUCAUUCAUUUACUCGAAGACAAAAUCGACGAACAAGGAAUUCACAAUGAACUGCUAACUCUUAUCAUAGCUGGACAUGAAUCGACAGCAGUGGCUUUACGUUGGAUCUUAUUCAAUCUCGGUAACAUUUCCUUUUUCAUUAUAACGCUAAUUUCUAUGGUAUUGCAAGAGGAUAUCAUGGUAAAGGAUAAAAGACUCCGCAAAGGUUCGGUUGUUGGUAUUGUAGUCGAAGCAACUCAUCACGACCCAAAAGUUUAUCCCAAUCCCAAAAAAUAUGAUCCUGAUAGAUGGAGUCCUGAAAAUGCAUCAAAAAUACCGAAAGCUGCUUAUAUACCUUUUGGUUACGGGCCUCGAUCAUGCAUUGGAUAUCGCUAUGCAAUGAUAGAACUAAAGAUUUACACAAUUCAGAUUAUUCGUAAAUUCAGUUUAAGAUCGACUCGACCACACGGAAGCAUUUCACUAAAAGCUGAAUUACUUUGAGACCAGUUGAACCUU
Molecule: messenger RNA, 997 nt
Organism: Tetranychus urticae (two-spotted spider mite)
Lineage: Eukaryota; Metazoa; Arthropoda; Arachnida; Trombidiformes; Tetranychidae
Source: RefSeq, a predicted model, not a curated record